Cephus cinctus (wheat stem sawfly) is the source of this 5260-nucleotide messenger RNA. RefSeq names its product Fanconi anemia group M protein (gene Fancm). The transcript has 13 exons. The record is from RefSeq and is a predicted model, not a curated record. NCBI's taxonomy places the organism in Eukaryota, Metazoa, Arthropoda, Insecta, Hymenoptera, Cephidae. Gene Ontology annotation, biological process: interstrand cross-link repair; double-strand break repair via synthesis-dependent strand annealing; replication fork reversal. Bases 128 to 4993 code for a protein of 1621 amino acids. Gene Ontology annotation, molecular function: ATP binding; four-way junction helicase activity; four-way junction DNA binding.
AGAAGCUACUGCGUUAGUGUAUAGCAGUCUACAGUGGUGCAUAGAGCUGAAUCUGCUUCGAGGUUUUUGUCGCGGCAACAGGAACUGUCAUGUUCGUUCAUAUAAAAAUACUGUGAAAUUAUAAUAGAUGGAAAAUAUAUCUAGUACUCCAAGAGUUUCCAGCGAUCCUUCCACAAAAGGUUUUGACCUUUCUGCUGGACAGAAAUGGAUUUAUCCUAUGAAUUAUCCUCUGCGAGAAUAUCAAUAUAACAUCACUAAGACAGCACUUUUCAAUAAUACUUUAGUAUGCCUUCCAACAGGUCUUGGAAAAACAUUUAUCGCUGCUGUGGUAAUGUUUAAUUUUUGGAGAUGGUUUCCACAGGGAAAAGUUGUGUUUAUGGCUCCGACUAAACCACUUGUAGCUCAGCAGAUUCAUGCUUGUCACGAUAUUAUGGGAAUUCCUAGUGAAGAAACUGUGGAAGUUACUGGUGCUACUAUGAAUGCAAAACAGCGACGAGAUAUAUGGCGCAAAAAACGAGUUAUAUUUGCAACACCACAAAUUUUUCAUAAUGAUCUUAAGAACAAUAUCAUAGAUGUACAUUCGAUAAAAUGUGUCGUGAUAGACGAAGCACACAGAGCUUCAAAGAAGCAUUCGUAUUGCGAGGGUAUCCAUUUGUUGAGCGAACAAAAUACAAAUUUUAGAAUACUGGCUUUGUCUGCGACCCCAGGUGGACGGGUAGAUGAUGUUCUUAAGGUUAUUAAAAAUUUGCACAUAUCGAGUUUGGAAAUGAGAGAUGAUUUUUCACCAGAUAUUACCCCAUACAUUAAUAACAGAAAAAUAGAUAUCAUUCCAAUACAACUGAGUAAAGAAUUGAAAGCAUUCGAGGACAGAUAUGUCUUUAUUAUGGAUCGGCAUGUUAAAAUCCUAAUUCAGCGAGGUGUCAUACGAGGCAACACUGGUGAUAUUUCCAAAGGAAUGAUAUAUAAGAUAUCCCAAGAAUUUAAAACUAGAACUAAUAAAUCUGGCGAUCACGAUUUUUUGGCUAAAACCCUAACUAUUUUGAUGACCAUGUAUCAUGCAUAUCACCUCCUUAAAAAUCAUGGAUUGCGGGCCUUUAAGAAUUUUUAUCAAAACCAUUCAGAUAAAUAUUGGAUGAAAAAAGAGAUGGAACUGCAAUCGCUGUUGGAGGAUGUUGAUAAAUAUCUUGGUCCAUUUCCUGACAUAGAUUCCAUAUUGUCAGACGAUGGAGUUCCGCAAAUUCCGGACAAUCUUGUUUAUGGGCAUAGCAAGUUCCAUAAGCUUAAAGAAAUCCUAGAAGAACACUUUCGUUCUUUUGAAAGCAAUAACAAAGAAACCAGAGCCAUUGUGUUCGUAGAGUACAGAGACAUAGUUAACGAGGUCUAUGUGAUGCUCCUGCAAUCACAUCCACUUUUGCGACCUCAAAAAUUUAUGGGUCAGGCUAGCCAACGUCAAAAGGAACAACUUCGAGCUCUGAAUGAUUUUAGAAACAAUAAAGUCAAUGUUCUCGUUUCAACAUGCGUAGGAGAAGAAGGGUUGGACGUUGGUGAAGUCGACCUGAUCGUUUGCUUUGAUAUUAUGCAGAAUAAUCCAACACGAUUAGUUCAAAGAAUGGGGCGUACUGGUCGCCGCAGGGAUGGACACAUUAUUAUUCUAGUUACCGAAGGAAAAGAGUAUCUGACUCUGCAACAAGCCAUGAAAAAAAAAGAUUCCUUAAACAAACAGAUUUUAGAAUCUAGCAAUAUUACCUCAUGGUUCUAUGAGGAUAAUCCACGCAUGAUACCACCGGAAUGCAAUCCGGAAUGUUACAAGAUGCAUAUUGCAGUUCUUCCGAAGACUUCAGGCGGCAAGAAAGGUCGUAAAAAGAAAUUUAAUGAAAAAGAGGAAGUUAAAGGAAAAAAGAAAAUGCCAAAUAACGAAGAUACUAUUACGGCAAUUGAUGAUGAAAUACCUUGUAAAAGUUCAACCAGCAAACAAGGAUCACAAUCUACAAUAAUGACGUACUUUAAAAAUGCAAAAUUACCUCAGACAAAGCCAACAGAUAAAAAUGAAAAUAAUAUUUUGGCCAUGUUUAAAAACUCUUCCCGGGCAGAGUCCACUACGGGUAUCAAACCAGAGAAUGUAAAAUUGCUGACUUCCGAUGCCAAAAUAAUCGACUUCUUGACAAUGUGCGCAAUGCGGGAAUCUGAAAUUGAAAAUUCUGUGUGUACUCGGAAAGUCAUCGAUUCCAGAUACAUCCCAUCUUAUCCCGUGGAAGACGCGAAGAGAUUUUUAAACGGGCCUGCGUUAGAUUCAAACAUUUUGAAUUGUCUCACGGAGCUCAAUGAACAAUCUUCAUGCGUGUCACCUGAGAGAGAGGAAGUCUUUGAAAAUGAUUUCGAGGAUGACGCGGAUCAAAAUUUUAAUCCUUUGGAAUUUCUACCAGAGGACAAUGAAGUGAACGUUAAAGAUUACAUUCCAGAAACAUCAAAGUAUGACGAUGGUUACAUAUCAGAAGUAGUGAUGGAUAAUGAUGGUUACAUUGAGGAGGUAUCGAAAUUUGAAGCAGUGAUGGACGAUUCAAGUUCGAGUUCGAUAAAUUCGAAUAAUGAAAAUAAACACAAAAGCAAUAUUUUACUAGAAAAGUCACAUUUUGAAGCAUUGCUCAGUGAAUCUUCUAGCGCGUCUUCUAUCAUUACCGAUAAUGAAUAUGAAAAGACAAUGAAAAUGAAUGCUGAUUCUAUACAGGAUCGACUCAACGUCGAUUGCAAUAAUCAUGAUACGACAAUAAAUAUGAAGUUUGGUGAUGUAUCAAAAUCUCCAAAAAUCAAUAGCGACGAGUUUGAAAUGGCGAGAGACGUUGAGUCUGAUCAUAGUCAAGGUUUUGGAUUAUUCGAACGUGUUUUGGAUGAUUCGUCAGAAGAAAGUGAAAAUCAACCAUUGCCAGUCACAGAGAAUUCAACGUUUAAAAAAUCUCAAGAAUGUAUACACAAUAUUAAUGAAAAUUCAAUAUUUAAAGGGUCCAUUAUUGGAGAUUCUAUAAGCAAUCAUGAUGAAAAUUCAAAUGACAUGUUCGAGAGUAUGGACGAGGAUUUUGACAUUGAUGAAAUUCCUGAUGAGAAUGCAUGGAUCAGUAAGGAAACGUCGAAGGCGAUUGGUAUUAAAGAUUCCAAAAAUUUAAAUAGCUUCUCCAGUUUUGAUGGAUUUAAAAAUGAUAUCAAGCUUGAGAAUGAUACUAUUGGAGGAAGGGAAGAGGGUAUUGAUAGUUUUAGAUUUGAAAACUCCACGUUAUCAAUAACUAAGUCAUUGAAUCAGACAAUAAAAACCCAAUCAGAAAAUGAUGGAAAAUAUUCAAAUUUAAGUACACAUAAUAAUGAAAAGUUAGCAAUACCUAAUAAUAGUGCUUCUAGUGAGAAUUUGCAGGAAAACAAAAUGAUAAAGGACUUCAAACAAGUAUCGAAUACGACUGUAGAUGAUGACAUCAAUAGAAUUGAAAUAUUAGACUCCGAUGAAGAUAUAUUCAAUGAUCUCACGAUCAUAGAAGAUAACAUAAAUAAUUGUAAUAUCAUUUCACCAAUUGGCACUAAUCAGCGCACAAAUGAAAAUGACGUUUUUCCUCCAAUUUCAAGCUUAAAAAAUAGUUUAAAUGAAACCAAGAAAAAUUCUGAAGCUACGAUUGGAAUUGUUCAGCUUGAUUCGUCACAGGAGAAUUCCAAAUCAAGUCCUGAGAUAGCUAAUAAAAUUGAAGUUUCAAGUACAAUUAAAACGAGAGCGGAGAUGUUUGAUUUAACACUUGAAGGCAAAGAAGAAUUAAAUGUUUCAAAUUUUAAUUGGGACGAUGACUUCGUAAUUCCUCAAAAUCCCAUCACAGAUGUCAAGCAAUUCCAAAAGACAACGAGUACUCCUCAACCACCAAAAAUUUCCAGCUUUAAAAUGAGACUAGAUAAGCUUAAAAGGCAUACGGAACCAAAUAAAUCAAAUAUCGAUAAGACUAGUAGCUCAAAGAUUAAUGACCCAAAAAUGUGCACAAAAGUAAGUUUAGAUAGAUAUUUCAUAACACCCAGAAAAAAGUUAUCAAAUAUUUUCAAACACAAAUCAGCUCAGCCAUCCUGCAGUUGGCAGAAACCAUCUGAAGAAUCUAGUCACAAAUAUGACUUCAAUAUUUCCAAUGAAGAUCUGGAAAAAGUAGAAGAGUUAGAAAGUAGUUAUUUCGGGAACGAUAAUAAUUCAAGAUCCCCAAUAUCUAAGUCGGUCUUGAACAACAAACUAAACCUAACAAAGCCACAGCAGGAGUCACCACUGAGACAAACUCAAAGGAAAGAAUUCCGUUUGAAGCAACACGAAGUAAACAAAUUCUUCUUGUCUACAAAAGUCGAGAGUGAUGAUAACGAGGACAUUACGCCUUGGAAAGUUUCAAAUAUUAAACAAGUCAAAACAAUAAAUGACCAAACAGCUAGGAAACAUAAAAGUCACAAAAAGAAGAACAUGGCUGGUAGAGUUAAAAAUGAAUUUCUGGAUAAUGAAGUGGAAGUGUCCUCGGAGGGUGAAUGUACUUCUGAAGGGACUUCUGGUGAGGAUGGAGAUCUUUCUGGCUUUGUUAGUUACACACAAGAUGUUAAGAAUCCUCACGAUAUGCAAGCACAUUAUUUAGAAUCCAUUAGGAGUCCUGUUAAACUCCCUGGAGGAUUUUGCUUUAGGAAACCUAAGACUCCUGUUGCCGAUAUGAAUAUUUAUUCGCAGACUGUUGAAGAUGACUCCUAUCUUUAUGAUUCUUUCUGCGUGAGAGAAAAUGACCUCACCGACAAUGGUUCUACUGAAUAUUCCAUAUUGGAAGAUGUAGAAAAGAAAUUAAGUAGCAGGAAACGAAAAAGAAAGGGAUCGAGUGAUUCUCGUGGAAACACAAAGAGAAUUAUAAAUAGAAAAAUGGAAGACGGUACGAGUAGUGAAGAUGAAACCGAACUAUUACGCAAAGAGACUCUAGAUCAAUCAUUCAUGAUCAGGACGAAGAAUAGAUAAGGAAUAAGAAAAAUUUCUGUCAAGUUAUUUACAAUGAAACUAAUAAUAUUAAUACAUUAUUCAUGUCUUCGAUGAACUACUAAAUCAAUAGAAUGUGAUACUCAGUGCCUAUUUACAAUUUUUGUAUGUAUUAAAUAUAUGUGUGUUUUUAUGUAAAUAGAAAUUCAAUGCUCAACGAUAGCAUCAGAUUAUGUGCUAAUAAGAUUUCCAAAUAAUAGGAGUAUACAUGUAGUAUAAGAAUGUAAAAUAAAUAUCUUGUAUUUGAUA